This is a messenger RNA of Beta vulgaris subsp. vulgaris (sugar beet), 2711 nucleotides long. RefSeq names its product probable protein phosphatase 2C 34. The record is from RefSeq and is a predicted model, not a curated record. Gene Ontology annotation, biological process: protein dephosphorylation; RNA modification. The transcript is spliced from 5 exons. Bases 1232 to 2344 code for a protein of 370 amino acids. NCBI's taxonomy places the organism in Eukaryota, Viridiplantae, Streptophyta, Magnoliopsida, Caryophyllales, Amaranthaceae. Gene Ontology annotation, molecular function: RNA binding; zinc ion binding; protein serine/threonine phosphatase activity.
CGUGUGUAGUGUUACAACAUUACCAGCUAUGGCAACUGGCAAAUUGCUUUAUUUUUUAAUCAGCUGCCACAGCUGGUAAAUGUUUUACGCUAUCUAUUUUUUAAGGAAUAAUGGAAGGAAAAGUAAACUGUCAUAAAUUUCUUGAUAACAUUCUUUAGUAUUAUGAGCGGUAACUAACUUCACCAGUUUAACUACUUGAGAGAACAUUUUUUGAUAUCCUAAUUUUCCAUCCACUAGUUUUUCCAAGUAAGCAGCUUGCGUAUCUAUCUCGGUCCAAGCUGUAGUCUUAGAGACAGUUGGCAUUCUUGCAGCCAUGUCUUUUGUUUAUAGAUCCAUAAUAUUGCAGCACUUGUUGUUACAUUUGUUUAAGGAAAAAGUAGAUUCGCAUAUGGCCUUUGGCAUUCUUAUUUUGUAUAAGUUGUCGACGUCGUAUGGCUAUUUUAUACUAGAUUAUCUUGCAUCACAGCACACAGGCACCAAUAGUUUUAUAUCGAUAAAAGCUUAUCUUCAUACUAAAUUAAGUACCACUGACCAUUUAAUCUCAAUGUAACCAAUAUUAAAUCCUAUCACCACUAACCUGAUUUGUUUAAAUUUUACAAGUCAUGUUAGCAAAAGUUACUUGCCAUAAGCCGACUUUGCAUAGAAUAAUACAUGAGAUUAGUUGAGCUAGCUUAUAAGUUCCAAAAUUGCUUCGUAAAGAAAAUACCCAUUCUUGUUCAAGCUUCAAUGCUACAACGUCACUUUUAAUGCGAAAAUAUAGAAAUAUCCUUUUCCGCGUCUAAGAGUUAAUCAGUUGAUCAUCGUUGACAAUCUCACGGGAUCGAAAUACUAUAUAUAGAAUAGGGUGGUAUGUGAGAUAGAAGGUGAAUUACCUAUAUCAAGAGUUUGAAAGCAUUUGAAUCCCCUCUUAUUAUUAGAAUUUCUUGGGACUUGCUGCAACAUAUCAUAAACUGCUUACGGAGCAGGUAAUACACUCUUGAAUUCUCUUGUUUACAAGUAGUAGAGAGCUUUAUAUCUUGCAAGAAGUCAGGGGAUGUUGUUUUAGUUUAGCAAUGAAGCUUACUGGAUGUUAUUUCAUUCUACGUGGUAGUUAUGUGUUUAUAAUUCGAUGUAUUUGAAACUUCAUCUGAAAUUCAAUUAGUGGCCGCCAUGAGAAAAAAAAGUCUCUCAGGAGACAAUCUCCCAAUUGGCUUGGGGUGUUGAUGUUGCUGUAUAAUUUAUUUGCAGAACCAUGGUGCAAUUUUCCUCUCUUUUUGAAGGACUUGCAAGGGGUGUUUCAUCGAAGGCCAGGAGCAUUAAGAAUGAUAAGGAAAGGGAAGCUGCUGAUUCAUUGGCAGAUGAGGCAAGGAAGAAUCACCUCAUUGUAAGAUGUCCUGGUGCAAAAACUGCAAGGUCCAAUGCUACUGCAUCCGUUUUCUCCAAGAAAGGGGAGAAAGGAAUAAACCAAGAUUGCUUGACAGUGUGGGAGGAGUUUGGUUGCCAACAAGAUAUGACGUUCUGUGGAAUUUUUGAUGGCCAUGGUCCCCUCGGUCAUUUUGUUGCUAAAUGUGUCAACAAAUCGUUGCCAUCUUUAUUGCUACGCAAUUGGCAGGAUUUCCUCGCUGUCCAUUCACUUGAAUUUGAUCUAGAUGCGGAAUUGAAUCAUUUGACUAAAAAAGCCCGAGAUUUUUCCAUAUGGAAGCAAGCAUAUUUAAGGACUUGCUCAGUCAUUGAUCAAGAAUUAGAGAGACAUCCAAGAGUCGACUCAUUUGAUAGUGGGACUACAGCUUUGGCAAUUGUUAGACAGGGUGAAACCCUCACUGUAGCUAAUGUUGGAGACUCUCGUGCUGUACUAGCUACAAUGGGUGAAAGUGGAAAAUUGGUGCCAGUUCAACUAACAGUCGACUUCAAGCCCAACUUACCACAGGAAGCAGAAAGAAUAGGGCUAUCAAGAGGACUAGUAUCUUGUUCUCAUGAUGAACCAGGGGUUUAUAGGCUCUGGCAGCCAAAUAAAGGAACCCCAGGGCUGGCACUAUCACGAGCGUUUGGAGAUCACUGCAUGAAAGAUUUUGGGCUUAUUUCUGAGCCUGAAGUUACAGAGAGGCACAUUACAAACAGAGACCAAUUUGCCAUCUUGGCAACUGAUGGGGUGUGGGAUGUUCUCUCCAAUGAAGAAGCUGUGCAGAUUGUUUCUUCAGCACCAACGAGGGAAAAAUCUGCAAAGAGGUUAGUGAAAUAUGCAGCUCAUGCAUGGAAAUCUAAGCGACCUGGUGUAGCCAUGGAUGACAUAUCCGCCAUCUGCAUGUAUUUCCACGGCUCUUUAACUUCCUAUCAAGUACAGAGAGCGCAUAAAAGUUGUAUAUAAGGGUGAGAUGUAGCCCCUCUUGUCCCGUGAAGUUUGUCACAUUUUUGAAAAAGUUGGUCUAUUCCCCUACCAGUUAAGUACAUGUUAUAAUGCACAUAACACUUAGGUGAGAAGAGUUAUUCUUUUUGAAACUUGUAUAUGGUCGCUAUUUUUGAAAAACAUGACAAACAUUACGGGAUAGAAGAAAGUAACUAGUGUAGCAUUGAGUUUGUAGGUGAACAAUUUGGAGUAGACACACGGGUUUACUACGUCUGUGAUGCUCCUGUUCCUGUUAUCAGAGUGUAUUUAGUAUUUACCUAGAAUUGUCUUGAAAAGAGAAGUGAACUAGUGAUGGUUAUAUAUAUAUUUCGACUUCGGUCGACGGUCA